CGCCCCCUUUGGGCUUCAACCAUGGAACUCAGCACCGAGUACCUCCGGGAGAAGCUGCAGCGGGACCUGGAGGCAGAUCACGUGGAAGUGGAGGACACUACUCCCAACCGUUGCGCGUCCAGCUUCCGAGUCCUGGUGGUGUCGGCCAAGUUCGAGGGGAAGCCGCUGCUUCAAAGACACCGGCUGGUGAACGCGUGCCUAGCAGAAGAGCUUCCGCAUAUCCAUGCCUUUGAACAGAAAACCCUGACCCCAGAGCAGUGGGCCCGUGAGCAGCAGAAAUAAGGGACCAGGACCUGCACAGCCAUUAAAUUAUGAAUCAGGGCCA
Molecule: messenger RNA, 325 nt
Organism: Artibeus jamaicensis (Jamaican fruit-eating bat)
Lineage: Eukaryota; Metazoa; Chordata; Mammalia; Chiroptera; Phyllostomidae
Gene: BOLA2B
Product: bolA family member 2B
Exons: 3
Coding region: 22-282 (86 amino acids)
Biological process (GO): intracellular iron ion homeostasis
Cellular component (GO): nucleus; cytosol
Molecular function (GO): 2 iron, 2 sulfur cluster binding
Source: RefSeq, a predicted model, not a curated record